CGGUCAGUGUUCCUGGAGUGGGGCAGCACUUCUAAAUUGCUGACGGGUGGGGCACUGGUUCUGUCUGUGUCCCUGGGGGUGAUGAGUUGGUUCCCUCUGCGUUGCUAGGGCUAAGGGGAUUGCUGCUUGUCCUUGUGAGUAGGGUCGGUUGUGCCUGGCCUAGCUGGGCUGGGGGAGUUUGCUUUGCAGUCGGUCCCUUAGCCAUUGGGAUGGCUUCUGGGUCUUGCAGGGUGACCAGCAUGUACAGGGAGUGACCCUUACUCUGGGGUUAGCUUGGAAGCCAGGUGCACAGCUCUGCCACCUGUGUGAGUUUAUUGGGAACUCUGAGGGGUUCAGGGGUUUGUGUGACAGCUCUUCUUCUCCUUAGGUGAGCCCUCUGGCGAGGGAAAGGCCCCUCUGCUUCUGGGCCAGGGAAACAUGUCCCGUCGGAAACAGACCACUCCUAAUAAAGUUCACUUGAUCAAGAUCUUCUAUUUCUGCAACAUCGUAUCACCAGCAUGUCUCAGAGGAGACCAGCCUAUGAAUAUGCUGCCAGGUGGCGUGAAGUGAACACACAGGCUCUGGUAUCCACCUAAGGAUACCACUUGGAUUUCAUGCACGAUACAAUACUGUAUGAACAGGUAGCUGAGCAGCUCUUUGGUGUAGGCAAGUGGUGCUACAAGCAGAAAAAGGGACUGAAAAUCCUAUACAAAGUGGCUCAGGACAAUAAUCAUCUCUUCAGCUCAGGAUGAAAACCUGACCCCUUUUAUAAUGAGCGGCACCGAACUUUUGGGACUUGCCCAUCUACCCAGCCUCUGGACCGUCUGGGGAGCCUGGGAGUGCCAUGCAGAGCAUUUCUGAUGGAGCAGGAGUACACGGGCAGAGCAUCCGCUCCAGGAACUGGCUGUGUGAGGUGUCAGUCAGAAAGGGAGACUUCAGGCGUAUUACUGGGAUCUCCUCUGGGGAUGGAGGAGGCAUUAGGACCACAGUUAGCACAGAAAUACUCAAUUUCCUGGCUGCACUCAAAUGGGGAAUAGCAGGGAAAACUUCAGAAGAACACCGAAACCACAAUAAAAUGUUCUUACAGCUUUGUGGACCUGCCAGAACAGGGAUGUGCAGGUGCGUUAGCUCCCUAGUGAGACAGUGUCCGGUCCGGGAAAAGGAAGUAUGGAGAAGACCUGUGUGAACAAGGACGCUGGUUCCUCACUGAACUUGUCCAAGUGUUGAACAGGCUCAUCUCAGAACUUCUGCAGGCUGAGAAGAACAGGGACGUAUGCACAGCUAUUUUUAGAACAUGAGCGAUGUGAAUGGAGGAGGCAGAGUUCCAGUGGGGAAGGGUUCAGGAAAAACUGCCUGCCAUGUUUUCACCAUCUGGCCUUAGCAGCCAUUCCUUGCCUUGCUGUCCAUCAGCACAGGGCUGCCAUUCUCCAGCAGCCCGUUCCUCACAAGAGAGUGGAAAGGAGAACCGGAGCCCCGCGAGAGGCACUGCCAGGAACGGUGGCGUGCUCUCUCGAGCCAGUGGUGGUGUAACUCUGGUGCCUUGCUUCGGUAUUGCAGCAGACCUGCAGCAUUGUUUGUAUUUAAUAAAGAAAGUUGUGGGAAAGGGUCUCUGGUUUGGGUAUGGAGCAUGCUGUCCUUUAUUCCCCAAGCUACUCCUUGGACUCCUUUACAAAAGGAUGCAACAGCACCAACAGAGGAGCUAUACGAACGCACGCAGACGGUGAGAGGAAACAACCUUGUUUGGAGCAUCUGGUCCAGCUGUACCCCAACGAUGCACUUCUCCACCAGUCCCCUUAGAGGCUAGGGGAGCAAGUCUUUGCAGGGCUGGAGGAGCAAGCCCGCCAGGCCAUGAUGAAAAACGACUUUUCUGGAGCCUUCGGAGACCCGCGGCCAACAAUUCACCAGCUGCAGGAUCAGGACUCCAGCAGCAGCGACAGCGAUGGUGAGGAGGAGGAGACCACGCAGGAUGAAGUCUCUUCUCACACUUCAGAGGAGGAUGGCACAGUGGUGACAGUGAAGAAGGAACUCGAAAAUGCAGAGCAGCCUGUAGCAGGACACCAGCAGAUUGGAGAGAGCGAGGUGACUGAGAAUCUGAAUACAGCACUUAUGCUGGGUCUGUCGCAGUGCCCGCUCUGCCAGCUGGAAUGUGGGAGCCGAGAGCAGCUCAUUGCUCACGUGUACCAGCACACUGCAGCGGUGGUCAGUGCCAAGAGCUACCUGUGCCCAGUGUGCGGCAGAGCACUCAGCUCCCCAGGGUCCCUGGGGCGACACCUCCUGAUCCACUCAGAGGACCAGCUGUCAAACUGUGCAGUCUGUGGGGCGCGCUUCACCAGCCAUGCCACGUUCAACAGUGAGAAACUGCCAGAGGUGCUUAGUGCGGAUUCCCUGCCCCUCCCGCACAGCGAGGGCCCUUCUGGUGCUGAGGGGAAGGACGCUGCCUUUAACGCCCCUGUAUACCCUGCGGGCAUCCUGCUCGUGUGCAACAACUGUGCUGCCUAUCGCAAGCUGCUGGAGGCGCAGGCUCCGGGGGUGCGCAAGUGGGCCCUUCGCCGGCAGAACGAGCCGCUGGAAGUGCGGCUUCAGCGCCUGGAGCGGGAGCGCACGGCCAAGAAGAGCCGGCGGGACAACGAGACGCCCGAGGAGCGGGAGGUGAGGCGCAUGCGGGACCGAGAGGCCAAGCGCCUGCAGCGCAUGCAGGAGACAGAUGAGCAGCGGGCGAGGCGGCUGCAGAGGGACCGGGAGGCCAUGAGGCUGAAACGUGCUAACGAGACCCCGGAGAAGCGGCAGGCUCGGCUCAUCCGGGAGCGCGAGGCCAAGAGGCUCAAGCGGCGCCUGGAGAAAAUGGACAUGAUGCUUCGGGCCCAGUUCGGCCAGGACCCCUCCGCCAUGGCUGCCUUGGCAGCCGAGAUGAACUUCUUCCAGCUGCCUGUGAGCAGUGUGGAGCUGGAAAGCCAGCUGCUGGGCAAGAUGGCCUUUGAGGAGCAGAGCAACAGCACGCUGCAUUGAGCUGCAGCCAAGCACCGCCACGGCCCCAUCUGGCCCACUAGGCACCCGCAGCCGUGUCCCCACUCCUCCCACAACAGCCAGGUCUGGGGAUGGAGCUGGGAGGCCUCUGCCCAGGCAGCUCUGGUGAGAGCGGGCUGGCAGGAUACAGUCUGCUCAGCAACCAAGCAACCCACGAACAGAGGGAAAUAAAUUAAUUUUAUGUGUAAUGAGUCACCGUUCGUGCCUGUUGCUUCCUCCUCUGCUUGGAUCCUGGUGGUGGAGCUGGCUGCUGCGGUGCCUCUCUGCAGGUGAAGAGCCUCCCUCAGAGGGAGGGCAGCCUGGGUGUCCAUUCCCACCCUGACUCCACCUGGGGAAGAGGGUCUCUGGGUUACAGCAGCACAAGCCGUGGGGUAGAGGAUGUGGUUUGGCCCCGGCACAGGGCAAGUCGCUCAGUCUUGGGGUCUGUACAAGAGGGGGCCGUUGCCAGUAGUGCUGGUUCCAGGAGCCCUCAGAACAUACUAGAAGAGACCGUUCCAGCCGCCAGGAACCCAGGCUAAGCAGACAGGUGGGGAAAGGGAACAAUCAGCGGUAACCUGCCUUUCUUGGCAGCGUGGCAAGAGGAGUAGGGUUGCCAGCCUCGCGGAGUGUCCAGCACUCUGAGUCGGGCUCCACUGAAGCCCAUCCAGAAGGUUUUGGCCACUGACAGUCGGUUGGAGCAGCGGGGCUAAGGCAGGCUCCCUGCCUACCCUGGCCCAGUACAACUCCUGGGAGCAACCGGCAUGUCUGGCUUCUAGGCACAGGGCAGUCAGGGGGUCGCUGCGUGCUGCCCCUGUCCCAAGUGGCAACUCUGCAGCUCCCAUUGCUUGGAAAGUGCAGCCAGUUGGAGCUGCGGGGACAGUUUCUGCCGGGAGGGGCAGCGUGCGGAGCUAUUUGGCCACCCCUAAGCCUAGCAGCCAGAGGGACAUGUCACUGCUUCCCUGUAGCCUCCUGGCCAGAACCUGCACGUCAGACCCCUUCCGUACCCCUCCCCCUGCCUGAGCCCUGAGCCCCUUCUCACACCCAAACUCCUCCUGCAUCCCGACCUCUUCCCAAGCCCCCUCCUGCAGCCUGAGCCCCAGCGCCAGCCCAGAGCCUGCACCCUUAGCUGGAGCCCUCAAUGCCCUGCACCAGGCUCAACCCACUCCGAACCCCUCUGCCCCAGCCCGGAGCCCACACUGCCAUCCCUCUGCCCCAGCCUGGGGAAGGUGAGCGAAGGUGGGAGACAGAACGAGCAAGCGACAGGGAGGGGUGUGUGGCUUCAGAGAAGGGGAGGUCUAGGUUGG
This is a messenger RNA of Pelodiscus sinensis (Chinese soft-shelled turtle), 4286 nucleotides long. The record is from RefSeq and is a predicted model, not a curated record. NCBI's taxonomy places the organism in Eukaryota, Metazoa, Chordata, Testudines, Trionychidae.